Molecule: messenger RNA, 4255 nt
Organism: Bemisia tabaci
Lineage: Eukaryota; Metazoa; Arthropoda; Insecta; Hemiptera; Aleyrodidae
Gene: PIG-G
Product: phosphatidylinositol glycan anchor biosynthesis class G
Biological process (GO): GPI anchor biosynthetic process
Cellular component (GO): endoplasmic reticulum membrane
Source: RefSeq, a predicted model, not a curated record
UUUUGCGCGAGUCGCUACAAUCAUGAUAACACAAUCCAGGGUUUCGCCGGGCAUGUGGUGUGCCAGCAUCAAUAAUUAAUUUUGGAAGGUUUUUCACCGAAAAUGGAACUUCUUUACUAUAUUUUUGUCUCUGUCACUGCACUUGUAACAUUUCUUGCCAGUUUUUUCCACUUCUCCCCAUCAGCGUUGGAUUCUUCAACCAGCCUGGGCAAUCCGCCUUCGUCUGUGGAAAACUUAUAUUUAAAGUCAUUUUCGCUGACUAACUCCAGUUUGUACCACCCUGUCGUUGAUAAGGUUGUUUUGAUGGUUGUCGACUCAUUACGCUAUGACUUCCUAGGUGACAAACUCUUGUUGGACAGGACUUACAUGCCCUAUGUGUCAUCAUUGCUACGGAAUGAUGAGACUUCAUGUAUUACAAAAGCAACAGCUAGUCCUCCAACUGUCACCAUGCCUAGAAUCAAGGCUAUAACCACUGGAAUGGCACCAACUUACAUUGACAUCAUUCGAAAUUUGAACGCAACUCACGUCAACGAUGAUAAUAUCUUACUGCGGGCACGAAAUCAUGGAUUAAAACUCGCUUUUUAUGGAGAUGAUACUUGGCUAAAAAUGUUUCCUGGGUAUUUUCAAAGAAGUGAGGGCGUGACUUCCUUUUAUGUCUCUGAUUACACAGAGGUUGACGUGAAUGUGACCAGAAAUGUCGUUGAAGAACUAAAGAAUGAUGACUGGAACAUCUUAAUCUUGCAUUAUCUAGGAUUGGAUCAUAUUGGUCAUGUUCAUGGUGCUUUCAGUGAUUUGAUCCCUGAAAAAUUGAAAGAAAUGGAUUAUGUAUUCCAAUUGAUACAUGAUCACCUAACUGAAAAAAGGAGGAAGACAAAGAAAUCAUUUCUAAUGAUUUUAUGUGGUGACCAUGGAAUGAAAGAUCAAGGAGGUCAUGGAGGAGCAUCCGCUGAUGAAACUACUGUUCCUUUUGUGACUGUCGGCUUGCCUUGUUCUUCUGAGGAAAAGAAUGCAAUCACACAAUUAGACAUCGUUCCGACCUUGUCUGUCUUAAUGGGUUUGCCUAUACCGCUCAAGAGUAGUGGAAAUUUGGCUUUGAAUCUGCUCAGGUCAUUAUCAACAAAGCAGCUUCUGUUCAGUUUAUUCUACAAUAACGAGCUCCUUGCUCAAAAGUACGCCAAACUGAGGCGCCUCUCUAUUGAAGAUGAGUGCUAUAAGGAUUAUUUAGCGGCAAAAGAUUCAUACACUAAAUGGUCUCAAUCAACCGGUGCUAAUACCGAUGCAUUGAAACCUAAUUCUAUUCUUCUUUUGGCCAAAUCAUCAAAAUGUAUGAGCUCUGUUAUCAUUGCAAGCGCAACUACCUUUGAUUUACCGUCAAUGCUCUUCGCAAUCGGACUCUCGGUUCAAGUUACUGUUCUUCUUUUCUUCCGUCCAGAUCUGAAGACAACUUCUGUCUUAGGCAUACUUGUAUUUGGAUUUUUGGCAGCGGCUACCCUGCUUUUAUUAGGAAACAUGUUUGUCUGCGAAAGCCACUCAGCAACGAGCCUCUGUACAAACUCAAUUUCCUCAUUUUUUCUUCUACUUGUGUUUUGCGUAAACUGCACAUUAUUAGGAUUAGGCCGGGCUCAAUUCAGCUCUCAGAAAUUAAAUCUACGUAACCGACUACUUGCGUUCUUGAGUUUUGGAACUUGUCUCCACCUGGUUAGUGUUAUUUCAAGCAGUUUCAUCGAAGAGGAGCACCAAAUAUGGUAUUACCUUACUCCCUCGUUCGUCAGUUUACUUCUGCUGUGCGUCUCAAAUUCACGGAAGAAUCUCAUACAGCUGAUAAUAACAUUAUGCAUGUUCAGGUUUUUCCGUAAACUGAAUUCUACAGGAGAUAAAUGGGCGUCUGAGGUGGACAUCGGAGAUAUUCUCCAGGAGAACAGGAUGUUUCUCUCUGGAUUCACUUUCCUCAGUCUAUUUUUCAACAGCCUUUGCCUUAUUUGGAUACGAAUCAAGUUCUACGCCUCUAAGUUGCCUAGUAUCCUGCAUUUGGUGCUACUCCCUAUAUUGGCAACGAUUCAUUUCACUUUCCAAAUGAUUGUCAAUAAUUUGAAUCCAUUUUUCAAUUUGAGCGAUCAUUAUCGGGAUGAUGACAUCAGUUUCCUCUCAGCUCUGAUAGCGUGGCUCUAUUGGAUUGUCAGCAUAGUCAUUUUGGCUGAAGAUAUCAUAAAGCUCUACAUAUCCCGAAACCAAAUCACAAGACUGGAAACGUGGAGCGAGGUCUUUAGGAUAAUGUUGAUGUCAUGGCUGUUUUCCAUCGGGCUUCUUCAGAAACCGCACAAUAUAAUUUUGAUACCGGUGUUCGUCUUCGUCUGUCACAUUAUUCAGAAAACAUUGUUUGACUUGUAUGAGAGUAGCGAACUUAUUCUUUGUAUCAUUCACCACUGGCUUGGACUCCUGUUUUACUUCUACCAGGGCAACUCCAACAGUCUAGCAACUAUUGAUGUGUCUGCAGGGUACGUUGGUUUGACUCACUUUAAUUUUGCGCAUGUUGGAUUUCAAAUAUGUGUCAGUUUGUCAGCAUAUCCUAUCCUGUCUUACAUUCUGCUUUUAAACUACUUAAUCAGGACCUCUAACUGUACUCAAAGCUUUUUAAGAAAAAUCAGACGAGCAAACAAUGUCCUAAUGACGAUCCAGAUUAUUCAUCUAACGUUCUUCCUAUUCGUGAUCACUCUCAUGAGGUAUCAUCUUUUCAUUUGGUCAGUUUUUUCACCGAAGUUACUGUACCUUUCUUACCAUACUAGUGUUUUCUUUGUACUUGUGACCGUUUUCGAAGCAAUUUAUCUAGUUUUGGAAUAUAAUGUCUGAGGUAAGUUAAUUCUUUGCCAAGUUCAAAACAGUUUACCCUGAAUCAUUUACACACUUGAGAAGGCUGAGCUCCGUUAUUUUAAAAAAAAAAUGCCUCCAUGAGAGAAGAGUCCUGCAGUGGUAUGAUUACUGAACCUAUCGACGGUGUAAGUAGGCAAUCACGUAACUCAGUUUGCGACGUUGCAGACUUCCUUUCAUACUUUAUUUUUUUAACGGAAAACUACUCAACGGCAACUCUUUAAAACUGUCAUAAUUUUUCUUCUCCGUGAGACGAAAAUUCUGCAUAAACUUCAAGGAAUGAUUUCAAUUUAUUCUCCUUUCAAAAAAUAAAGUAGAAGUGUCAGACACCGCAAACGAGAUAUGUGAUUGCAGACUUACGCCGUCGCCAUGUUGGCAUGACACAAGACACAGUCCUUUCUUGACCAUGCGGCAUAUUGCACUUUGAUGUCUUAUGGCCUGUUUUAAAAUUUCCAUAAUCGGUCUGUGGGAGGCAGGGUACACAAUAGUGAUCAAAACUGCACUUCAUGUUUUUCGAGUUCUGCUGUAAUAGAACUUAAUUCAUCUAUGUGGUUUCUUCAGAAGGAGCCAAGACUAAUUGGAAUAUAAUUAUGUAUAUUAUUUUGUGGAAAUGCUCCAACCAGUCUGUGAUAUUAGUGGUAUUAUGCACUGUUUUAUUUUGUAAAUUUUUAAGGAUAAAUUUUGGAUUGGUUCCCUGUUUUUUAUUUUACAAUAAACAGAACCAAUCUAAUUUGUGCUAUUUCUUGCUCUUGUUUCCUCUGAUAAGCUACUUUUAAAUUUUUAUCAAUUCCUGAUUUUGACGUCAUGAUUGGGCAAAGUUCAGUAAAAAAAACUCUCAGAUUAAGGAAUUCAAAUCACCAAAGUUAGAACUUGAAAUUUUUAAUCAACUUUUCUCAUAUGAUAACCUCUGAUAUUAGACGGAAAGAUUUGUUUGUACUUCAAAGGACUGGGCACAAAAACCAAGAAAUUUGGGGUUGGCUGAAUUUCAAUUUUUUUUUAUGUAUAUGAUCUUUCUUACAACCCUCUGAGCAAGAUGAGUUUUUAAAAUUGAACUUUCUAUGUGCCACUCUUAAGAAGCAAUGCUGGAAAAAGGGGUUUUUGAUAUUUUAACUUGCUAUUUGUAUUAGAAAUGUUGCUGCACCUUAUUGGUGAUUGAGAAUAGUUGAAGAGUUAGAGACCUUGCUGGUUGAGAAGAUAAAACAGACGAAAAGAAUCAAAUUCCUCUGAAUAACAACAGCGUGCAGGGCAGGAUCCACAUAGACAUGGUUACAGUCCCACAUCUCCAUCAGAAAACGUGUAUAAAAAGGCGGUCAAAUUUUUUUUCAACUACGCUCUUUUCGAGAUUGGCACAUAGAAAAAUUGAUUCGAAAAACUCAUUAAGCACAGAAAA